Paralichthys olivaceus (Japanese flounder) is the source of this 5715-nucleotide messenger RNA. RefSeq names its product class II, major histocompatibility complex, transactivator (gene ciita). Gene Ontology annotation, molecular function: protein binding. Gene Ontology annotation, biological process: positive regulation of MHC class II biosynthetic process; positive regulation of transcription by RNA polymerase II; positive regulation of MHC class I biosynthetic process. NCBI's taxonomy places the organism in Eukaryota, Metazoa, Chordata, Actinopteri, Pleuronectiformes, Paralichthyidae. The record is from RefSeq and is a predicted model, not a curated record.
ACAAGUCUUGAGGACUUCGUUUAACAUAGCAGGUUUCCACAAGGAUGAGGGGAGAGUGGAUUCACUCUGGGGUGCCAAGAUGCAUGAAGCAGAUCAGGACCCAUUUGACUUUGGAGAUCUACCAGAUGAUUUAUCAGAAUUCCUGAAUGACGAUUACCUAUUCGACACAGAUGUUUUCUUUGGUGAUCCGUGGUUUAAUUCUGAUGAACUCAGCAACUCCAAUGAUAUUGCUGUGCCACCAGAGCCGCCCUGCACAGGCGGCCACCAGCAGCAGCAGGGGCAGACGGACAAAUUCUCCAGCAAAGAAAACAAAAGGAGAAAAAGACAGAGAGUUCCUUGGUCACAGCAAUGCACUGAUGAGAACAACACACCAUCCAGAACAAAAAGACACAGAGCAGCAGGCACUGGUGUGGAAGCAGAGCUCAGUCCUGCAGAGACAGUGAACUUACCCACCACUCUGACAAGAUUCCUCCAACUCCAACCCCCCAUUCAUCUCAUCACCAUCCCAGACCCUAAAGGAUAUCAUGUCAUUCAGAAUGUGAGGCUCUCUCCUCCGGUCAUUAGACUUCGACUCCCCAGUGCAGCUGCUACACCCACAUACAUAUUAGUUCCUGAGAGCCAAGUGCAGCCGCUCUCCCCGGUGGAUGCUGCAGUAGUGCCAGUCCAAAUGAGCUCGUCGCCACCAGGAUCUCUGUCGGACACCGCUAGCAAAGCAAUGUCUCCCCCUCGUACCCCAAUCUCCUCCAGAAAGCCGUCCCCAUCUAAAGAAUCACCAUCUCCUCGGUCUCCCACCGUCAUUGAUAUUCCAGAAAGUGUAAAAGACUACAUUCAGAAAGUCAAAGCCCACAUGAGUCUAACAUGCCCGGCUAUAGAGGAGGGCGUUGGUCUGACCUCUCAUUAUGUGGAUAUGCAAGUGAGCCAGAGAGAGACUCAUCGAUCUGGAAAGAACCCAAACAGAAGCCUGGACAAGGAGCUGAUCAUCACGGGAGAUACAGAUCGACAAAACAGCUUGUUGGGGCCUCGUCAGAUCUUUGAAGACUCAAAUGGACAUAACCCCAGACGAUACAUAUUGCUGUUUGGCAAUGCAGGAAUGGGAAAAACCACCCUGAUCAGGAAGCUGUGCCUUGACUGGUCCAGAGACUGCAUCCCACAGUUUGACUUUGUCUUCUUAUUAGAUGGCAAAACACCGGCUUUAAAAAAGUCCAUCUAUAGCCUUCAGACCCUUUUAUUAAACCUCUCCUCCUUUGCAACUUCUUGCACGAACCCAGAGGAAGUGUACGCUCAAAUCCUUGCAGCCUCGAAGCGCGUGCUCAUCAUUUUCGACGGUUUUAACGAGCUCCGAGAAUACGAAGUUCUACUCCAGACUCAAGAAAAAGACGUUAUGACAUCUCUGCAGAAAGACAGUAAAGCGGAGACGUACACAGUAAAACAGCUUUUCUCUGCCAUCCUCCAGAGGGUACUUCUUCCAGGAUGCACCCUUCUGCUCACUACACGACCAAAGGGCCCUGCCAACCAGCUCCUUCGUCGGGCAGACAGCUUUCUGGAGGUAUGUGGCUUUACUCCCACUGAUGUCGAAGCAUAUUUGUCCCAGUACUUCACUGACCCAGCCCUCAGAGCAUCUGCUUUGGACUGCUUAAAAAGAUGCAGCUAUCUACAUCUCCUCUGCUGGAAUCCUGGACUAUGUCGGUUGGUGUGCUUGGUUUUGGAAAAUUCCAAAACUUUGGACGUCCUACCAAGAACUUUAACAGGGCUCUGCCAUCAAGUGCUUCGUUUGAAAAUGGAAAAGCACAGUCAGGGUACAGACUCACAGCCCGACGCUAAAACACAAACAUCCCUGAAAUCUGAAGAAGAAACUCCAACACAAAUCUCAGGUAAUAAUCAAUUGAACAUGUGUCACAAAAAGAUUCCAGUCCAUAAGUCCAAAGCAAGAUUUCAUACUCGCUCAAGCAACCAAAGAGCGAGGGGGGCAAAAAAGCAUUUGACAAAGGACGGGGAGGAGAUGGAAAGUAUGAGAAGGAAGGAGGAUAGAACAGACGAAAGAGUGUUGCUGUCCCAGCUGAGCUCUUUGGCUUGGGAGGGGAUCAAGGUAAACUCGUCUAUCCUUCCCACCGAGCGACCCUUACCUUUCAAACUCAAGGCUUUUGGCCUUGGGAUGGGACUCCUCCUCUGUCACCCCCUGAGGAGGAGGCUGGGAGGAGGAAGAGAGGACGAAAAAGAAAUGGAAGGAGGAGAGAAACAAGAUGGGACGAAAGACAGAGGGAGAACAGACAUUGAAAACGUUGAUGGCAGUGAUGACCACAUCGUACUGUGGGCCAGUCCCUUCCUUCAGAGCUACCUGGCAGGAGUCCACUUGUCUUUGUCUAGGUCUGUAACAGAGCGCACAUUCCUCCUGACCCUUCCAUUCCAAUCAGGUCCAAAGGGGCGUCGGCGAGCUCAAGGAGAGGAAUUCCAGCUGACUCAGCGAUUUGCAGUCGGCCUCCUCUUCCACAACAGCGCAGAGCUGCAGAGCCUCCACUCAUACACUGCGGCAUCCUUCAGGGAUAUGGUGGUCAACAAACAGGCUCAAGUGACAAAACACCUCGAAGGUCUUUCUCACGGUGACCUGAGUCCCGCCCAGGUCCUGGAGGCUUGUCACUAUGUUUAUGAAGCAAGUUUCACAUCAUUCGGUGAUGGGGGCAGAGGCAGUGGCAGCACACGAUUGGACUCUCACCUGGCAGCGAAUCUUCCAGACGUCUUGUCAUUUCAUGGACUUCGACUCAACCCUCCGGAUGUGUUCGCUGUGCAGAACAUACUUGAAAGGGGUGGAAGUUUCUGCUUGGAUCUGGGGGAUUCUGGGAUUGGGGUUUCUGGACUGAAAGUUCUGGUGGGGCUCAACAACGUCAACUCGUUCAGGGCGUGCAUUGAUGAUGUCAUCACCCUAUGGGAGCAGCUGGAGCGCAGUGGUGAGGAGGGGCUCCUACGAGGGGCGGUGUCCAAGUUCAAGAUCCACCCUCUGAAAGUCACACAGGUGUGUCAUGUGGAGCACCUGGCACAGCUCGUGGACAUACAUGUGCAGAAGAGGCUGUCGAGCAGUUCCACCGAUUCAGAUUCCAUCUUGGCAGACGGAGUACCAGCUGUCAAAGAGCUACACAAGCUGGAGUUUGAGCUUGGCCCAGACAAAGGUCCCCUGGGUCUCUCUAAGCUGUGGGAGCUCCUGCCAGCUCUACCUAACCUCCAGCACUUACAUCUCGAGAACAGUAAGAUAGGGGACAAAGGAUCAGAGAGGUUGGCCGAGGCUUUAGAGUCACUCUGUUCUCUGGAGAUACUGAAUCUGUCACAGAACUGCAUCGGAGACCACGGGGUGAAGAAACUGACAACCACACUGGAGUAUUUACCAAACCUGCGCUGUUUAAGUCUUUACAGUAACAUGAUUUCUGACGAAGGGGCAGAGAGUUUAGCAGCUGUCCUCCCACACAUGGCGUCUCUCACUGACUUGGAUGUGAAGUACAACAAGCUGUCGGACGUCGGAGCACAGAGACUCGGAGCCAGUCUGAGAAACUGUCAAAAAAUGAAGACUUUAAGGAUGUGGAACCAGUGGAUUCCGUAUGGAGUGUUUGAGCGUCUUCAGCAGCAAGACGGUCGCAUCCUCUGGCAUUAACCACUAACCAUGAAACCUCUGUGUGACAAGGCUGUGAGUUUUCUGUUAUGCAUCCACACUAUAAACAUAUUUCUGCUGCUUUAUUAAGAAACUCAUGUCCUUCGUAAGAUGACGUUAAGUCUGAGAAGGAAUUUAUUAUUACACAAUCCUGCAGCUAUGAAGCACAUUUGCACCUUGAUGUUUGUCUAGUUUUUUAUAUCAAAUACUGUAUGAUUGUCUUCUGAUAUCGUUGCCUAAAUGUUGUAAAGAGCUGCGUUUUUACUAUUUGCGUAAAUUAUAUAUUUGUUGAUACUCUGUGGCUGUAAAAUAUAAAUAACUUGACAAUCAUCUGACACUUGAAUUCAAAUUUAGUAUUUCUGUUGUCUUCUUUUUCAAAGUAUUUGAAUGAAAGAAUGAAUGCACUAAAAUGGAAAUUCAGUAUGAGGCUCAUUUGAUUUGGUCUCUUUUGUAAAUGUUGCUGCUCUUUAGAUUUAUUUUAUGGUGGUAAUUGUUUUAUAGGAAACAAGCAGCUGUCAUGAACUACUGCUCUUCACUUGUUUAUAUGAACCCUGUGCGAAUUUACAAUUGCAACAGUUUCAAUAAACAAUAUUUGUUUAAUGUGUAAAUGACUUUAAUACAAAGGUAAAAUCUGUUUUUGUUUCUGUUUUUCACUGGGUGUGAAACGUCAUUAAAUGUCAUGGCUGCAUGACUCGCGUCUGUGGGAUGGUUAUAUAUCAUAUCAGCUGUCAAUCACAGACAUUUAAUAAAGAACAUCUUCUUUAUACAAAUCUAAAAACAUCUCAUCAUCCUCCUGUUUGAGGUUUUUCCAUUAACAAGCUGAUGUUGCUCUCUGGUGCCCUCUUCUGGACAAAAGCUAACUGGACAACAACAUGGCUGCUAGUCAACAGUUAAAUCUACUUCGAAAACAUCACUAAUCCAAAAAGAAAGAAGGAGGCAAAAAGCUGGCAUUCGCUCAGUUUAUUAAACAGACACCUUGACAAAAUUCAACUCUGCUAUGAUCCAUUGCUUCUUAUAGCAGGUGCAUGUCUGCAGAUGUGGAGGGAGGGAACAAGCACUGGUUGUGUUUGGAUGAUGAUGAUGAUGAUGAUGAUGAUGAUGAUGAAGGAGGCAUCCAACAAACUGAGCAAAGGCUUUGAGCUUUCACAGUCCUGAUUGAUAAAUUCAACACUGAGAACAUGUGUUCACCAGAGCCUGGACGACACAGCGUGGUAUCAUGGCACAAUCUGUCUUUCACCUGUUAGUUACUAUCACCGGUGAUUUAUAAACACUUUCAGAAAACAGGAAUCCUUCCCAUCUUCACUUGCUGAUUCCUCAGUCGAGGGAGUGACUUCUAGAUUCUACUCACUCAUCUACUGAAAAUACAUAUUAAUUUAACAAAAAUACAUUAUUGGACUGUUAGUGUCGCCCAUUUCCAGCAUGAUGGAGAUUGAUUAAAUACUUUAAGUUUUCAUUAGAUAUUUACUAUUUAAGCCUGUACCUGAUUCUAUCUGAGCAGAUUCCAUAAACAUGUGUUUUUAAUAUCUAAAGAAUAUUGGUAUCCUGAGCCUUAGUGUCGGGUUUCUGAAGGAUUUUCAUCUUUUAUCCAAAAAAUAGAAUUCAUAUGGACAUACUGAUGGACGGGCAUAUUAAAAUAUUGCAAAUGUAACCAUACAUUGUAUAUUGCUUAAUGGCAAACAAUCCAAAAAGAAAAAUAAUCAUUUGGUUAUUAGCCAUCAGUUAUUCGUACCAGUUGAUCUUGCAUGGAAUAAUUAUUCUGCAAAAUCUUGCAGCACUCUCAUCCAUUUAUUUACAUCCCUGUUUGUGAUUUCCACCUAGUUUUUUUCUUUUAAUUCAUUGCACAGUGUAGCAGCAAACAAUUCACCUGGCUACGUUUAGUGUAUCAUUUGAGCCAAGUCUGCAAUCUGAACAGAUGAGGUGAGAACAGCAGAGCAGAGUCAUGUUGCUUGAGCACAACAUUCAAAACACCAGCAAUGAAAGAAUCUGGACUAAAGCUUGGUUAAAAGUAUGAGAUAUGCAUGUGCACAUAUUUUGAAUAGGUCUGAAAUGGUUGAAAUGGUCAGCUGCCAGUAGCGCCAUGA